Molecule: messenger RNA, 1897 nt
Organism: Centruroides sculpturatus (bark scorpion)
Lineage: Eukaryota; Metazoa; Arthropoda; Arachnida; Scorpiones; Buthidae
Product: dimethylaniline monooxygenase [N-oxide-forming] 5-like
Exons: 2
Coding region: 31-1653 (540 amino acids)
Molecular function (GO): N,N-dimethylaniline monooxygenase activity; flavin adenine dinucleotide binding; NADP binding
Source: RefSeq, a predicted model, not a curated record
GAACGACAGCAAGAUAAACUUCAUUCAACCAUGGAAAAUAAGAGAAUAAAAUCUGUUGUAGUAAUAGGAGCCGGAGCGAGUGGUCUCCCUUCCAUAAAAGCCUGCGUAGAAGAGGGAUUCCACGUCGUUUGUUACGAGAAAACUAACCAUGUAGGAGGCCUUUGGAGGUAUCGAGACGAAGAUGUAGAAGGUUUGGCAUCCGUGGCACGCUCCACUAUCAUUAACAGUAGCAAGGAGAUCACGGCUUUCAGCGACUUUCCUCCACCCAAGCAUUUUCCCAAUUACAUGCACAACUCCAUGAUGAUCAAGUACUUGGAGCUGUACGCUGAGAAAUUCGAAUUGGUCCAGUAUAUUAAAUUUAGGCACGAAGUGUCAUUGGUAAUGCCUUCGGAUGAUUACGAAUCCACUGGAAGAUGGAAGAUACAAGUUAAGGAUUUGUUAAAUGGGGUGGAAUUACAAGAGGUAUUCGAUGCAGUCAUGGUUUGUAAUGGUCAUCACGUGUAUCCUUUAAGACCCAUUUUCCCGGGUGAAGAUGAGUUCGAGGGGAGGAUCAUACACACUCAUAGUUAUAAAAAACCCAAUGGUUACGAUGAUAAGAAGGUGCUGGUUAUAGGUGUUGGGAAUUCUGGAGGUGAUGCCGCUGUGGAACUCAGUAGUGUCGCUAGUAAGGUGUACUUAAGUACAAGAAGAGGAUGCUGGAUAAUACACAGAGUUGGAACCAAUGGUUUACCCUUCGAUUCUUUAUACUUAAGUCGCUUCUGGAACGUACUUUCUCACACAAUUCCAUUGAAUAUACGUAAUUUUCUCACAGAAAAAAUGAUAAAUGAACGUUUCAAUCACGAAUUAUAUCAAUUAAAACCGAAACACAGGAUACUUUCCCAACAUCCCAUGGUAAACGAUGCUCUACCCAAUCGUAUAUUGAGUGGAACCGUGGUGAUUAAAGGGCCAAUUAAACGCUUUGUUAGAAACGGAGUGGUCUUCGAAGGGGAUGAUUUCGUCACAGAAAUAGACGAAGUUGUCUUGGCAACAGGUUACGAAAUUAAAUUCCCUUUUCUGUCUAAAGAUAUAAUAACAGUCGAAGAGAAUAAAGUACAGUUGUAUAAGUAUAUCAUUCCACCGCAACUUAAGCAUAGAAAUUUAGGAAUUAUUGGGCUGAUACAGAUUGUGGGUGGUUUCUUCCCUAUAUCGGAGAUACAAGCAAGAUGGUAUGCUCGGGUUUUAGCUGGUGAAGUAGAUCUACCAUCGACACAAGAUAUGUAUUAUGAUAUCAAGCAUAAAUCUGAGAUGAUGGACAAGAGAUAUUUCGAUGGACCACGUCACACCAUACAAGUAGACUACGUCGAUUACUUAGAUGAAAUGUCUUCAAUGAUAGGAGCCAAACCUGAUAUAUUCAAGAUGUUUUUCUUCGAUUUCCCAUUAUUUUGGGCGUGUUUUAUGGGUCCAAACCUUCCUUAUCAGUAUCGUUUGCAAGGACCACACGCAUGGAAAGAUGCACGUCGAGCAAUUCUUGAUUAUAAAGAAAGAGUGGAAUCUGCACUCAAAACAAGAUAUAAUUCGCCCGAAAGGAGAGUAGAAAAUAAUAUCUUUAAGAAUAUUUUUUAUUAUUUUAUGAUAUUUGCAUUCUGUUUAUUAUUUUUUAUUGUAUCCUUUUAAGAAUACAAGAAAAAUGGGUUAAAUUAUCCAUAUUCUUUAUAAUAAAGAAGGUGUUUGAUAUGUUUAUAUCCUGAUAAUUAUUUACAGUAUUAAAGAAGACAUUAAUACUUAAUUAGAAUUAAUAUCCACUUAUAAAUUCUAAUUUAAUGUUGUUAAUGUAUUAAAUUAUCAUUAUACGAAGAAGUUAAUUGAUUGUAUGCUUAAUUGAAUGCUUUAUAACUCAAGAAUAACGUCUAAAUAUAUA